Messenger RNA from Camponotus floridanus (Florida carpenter ant), 5711 nucleotides. It is a transcript of the gene rk, whose product is annotated as lutropin-choriogonadotropic hormone receptor. Gene Ontology annotation, cellular component: membrane. Bases 528 to 3569 code for a protein of 1013 amino acids. Lineage: Eukaryota; Metazoa; Arthropoda; Insecta; Hymenoptera; Formicidae. The transcript is spliced from 13 exons. Gene Ontology annotation, molecular function: G protein-coupled receptor activity; protein binding; protein-hormone receptor activity. Gene Ontology annotation, biological process: G protein-coupled receptor signaling pathway. The record is from RefSeq and is a predicted model, not a curated record.
GGGGAAGCGGCAUCACAAUCGUGGCAGGAUCGAGUCACUCGAGAAAGUCACUCGAGUGGUCCAGGGUGGGUGUCGGGGGGAUGGUGGAGGUGUGAGUGGGGAUGCGUGCGAUAUACAUAUGUGUAUGGGUACGGAACCCGCUAUGUAGUUAGGCUCCGCGCUUGGACCAUGUCGAAUCAGUCGGUGAAUGUAUCGCGGUGCGAGUGGUAGGGUCCCCCUGUCACCUAAAAAAACUGGAGUCCGCGCGAUUCUCUCGCGACUAGAGUUCGGAAAGUGUCUCUCGAGAGCGUGUCGCACCUCCUCGUCCCCGGUUCACCCCCCUCGAGCAACGGCGGCGACGACGGCGGCUCCUUAUGGGGUUGGUGGUCGCGCGCGUGCACGCGCGCCCGGACGACGUAGGACGACGUACGCGGCGCGACGAGAAGAACGGUGAGAUGACUAUCCGUCCUGGGCGCGGCGAACCCCGGGGGAAACGAGAUCUGUGCGAGAGCUGAAUUACGCGUGCACGCAACACAGGAUCGGCCGGCAUGUGCACGCGGCCUCGCCGGAGCGGGAGAGCGGUCAUCUCGGCGAUCAUCGUCCUCUUACUCUGGCGGAUUCGCUGCUGUCGGAGCGAUAUCGCGGACGACGCGGUAAUCCCGGCCUGUAACGUCACCGCCGACAGGCGGGAGCUCGUGUGUCGCGGCGCCGAUUUACUCACCGUCGAGGCGAUCUACGACGUCGAUCUGUCACGAGCCGUCGACGUUCCCGUUAAUGUCACCAAGAUUGAUCUAUCCAACAAUAAUAUAACGGACAUUCCAAUACGUGCUUUCCAUCGAUUCCCCAAUCUCAAAAUUUUAUUUCUUCGACGUAAUCAUUUGCGAAUUAUUCACAACGACGCGUUUAUAAAUUUGGCGAGCCUGUAUAUACUGGAACUUGAUGAAAAUUACUUGACGAGUAUCCCGGCCGCUGCUGUAAAUCUACCUGGUCUCAAAGAUUUAUCUAUUUCGAACAAUAAAAUAGAACAACUCACGAGAGAUGCGUUUCGCCAUGCUGGUAAUUUGGUGUCGCUCGAUUUACGCGGAAAUCCUAUUAAGGAGAUACACGAUGAGACCUUCCAAAAUCUUGGUAAACUUCGUAAGUUGAUAUUAUCGAAUACGAAGGAAUUGCGGAUCUUCCCUAAUCUAAGGGGAGCAACAUCUUUGGAAAUAUUGAGAUUGGAUCGUUCCAAGCUGAAGAAAGUCCCUUCUAAUCUUUGCCGGCAAUGCCCGAAACUCAAAAGUCUUAACAUGAAAUCUAAUCAUUUGACGGAGAUACCAAAUUUACGAAAUUGUAAUGAACUCCGCGUUUUGGAUUUAGCUAGUAAUAUGAUUUCCGUGUUACCCGACGAUGCGUUUAAAGGUUUAAAUAUGUUACACGAUUUACUUUUAUCCAAUAAUAAUCUACAGAGUAUCUCCAGCGAUGCGUUCACUGGAUUACCUAGACUUCAAGUUUUAGAUUUGGAGAAUAAUUACAUCGAAUACAUACAUCCUGACGUAUUCAGAGAAACAAAACAUUUACAGGACCUAAAUUUGGGAAACAAUAUUUUUCCUACACUGCCGAUAAGAGGUCUUGCGGGAUUAUUACAUCUCAAAACGUUCAAUAAUCCCGCCCUGCGAGAAUUUCCGUCUCCCGAAAGAUUUCCACGAGUGCAAACAAUGUUGCUGUCAUACGCUUAUCAUUGCUGUUCGUUCCUAUCGAUCGAAGUAGAGGAAUCUGUCACAAGGUCGCCGGUACGGGAAUCGAUUUUGUUCCCUACCGACGAUUUCGAUAGCAGUUUAUGGAAUUCAACUUUCAGCGAUAUUUGGCCACAAUUGGAUUUUACCUAUCCCGGAAACCUGCCUUCCUACGUAGAGGAUUAUUUCGACAAUCAAGAUGCUCGAACGACAGCGAUAACUCGGACACCCUCUCGUAUCCAAUGUUUGCCGCAACCCGGUCCUUUCCUACCGUGCCAAGAUUUGUUCGAUUGGUGGACCUUACGGUGCGGUGUUUGGAUAGUCUUCCUGCUCGCCAUGCUUGGUAAUGGUACUGUGGUGUUUGUCUUGAUAUUUUCGAGAAGCAAGAUGGAUGUGCCACGAUUUUUAGUCUGUAAUUUAGCCGCUGCCGACUUCUUCAUGGGUGUUUAUCUAGGUUUAUUAGCUGUCGUCGAUGCAUCAACAUUGGGAGAGUUUCGAAUGUACGCAAUACCAUGGCAAAUGUCACCCGGAUGUCAAUUGGCUGGUUUUCUAGGUGUUCUCAGCUCCGAAUUGAGCGUCUACACGCUCGCCGUUAUUACUCUGGAAAGAAACUACGCAAUAACGCACGCAAUGCACUUGAACAAGCGGCUCUCGUUGAAGCACGCAGGUUACAUUAUGACGAUAGGUUGGUGUUUCGCAUUGUCGAUGGCGAGUUUACCAUUAUUAGGGGUCUCGGAUUAUAGAAAAUUUGCCAUUUGUUUGCCAUUCGAGACUAAUGGCAGCGCCGCGCUCGCGUACGUGGUAUUUCUCAUGCUUAUUAACGGAGUGGCCUUCUUGAUACUAAUGGGCUGCUACCUGAAGAUGUACUGCGCGAUACGUGGUUCCCAGGCAUGGAAUUCGAACGAUUCUCGUAUCGCGAAAAGAAUGGCUUUACUCGUCUUCACUGAUUUUCUCUGCUGGUCACCGAUAGCCUUCUUCUCUCUCACAGCAACCUUUGGAUUGCAAUUGGUGUCUUUGGAGCAAGCCAAAGUUUUCGCCGUAUUCGUACUACCGCUCAACUCUUGCUGCAAUCCCUUUCUAUAUGCGAUCCUUACGAAGCAGUUCAAGAAGGAUUGCGUGUUAAUAUGCAAAGCAAUCGAAGAGUCGCGUGUGACUCGUGGUAUUGGCAGGUGCCGGCACAGCUCCAAUUUCAGCAAUCGACAAACACCGGCCAAUACCAAUAGUCUCGUUGAUCGAUCGUCGCGAGAAAAUCAAGGGCCGCUUCAAACACCGUGCGCUUGCGGAAAUUCGAGACUCCUAGAAACCGGAAGCCGUUGCUCGUCCUACCGCUGGUGGAGUGCCGGGAUAUUCUGGCCAUGCACGCGCGACUCCCGACACGCGCGACACACGCGUAGCGAUCAGUACGCCUAUCAGAUCGCCCAGAUCCAACAGAAGCAGCAUAAACGUGCGUCCUCGGUAUCGUCCAGCGAGAACUUUUCUUCGUCCAGGUCCGACUCCUGGCGGCAGGCGCACCAUUGUGGCAUACCGCUCCGAUUAUUAGAUCCGAAACGGAGAGCCUCUUCCUGGUUGAUCACUAGGAAACCAUCGCAGGAUUCGAACUUAAGCUCGUCUCGCAACGAUUCCUCUGGUUCCGCGACCACUGCCAGCACCAGUACUUGGCGCAUUUCGAGAUCCAGUGCCUCCUUAGAGAUUAGCGCGCGUAAUAAUACGCCGAGGCCGGUUAGACCGAAGCCACGACUGACACGUCAACUCGCCAUCCAGGAACCGGAACCUCCGGGGUCUCCGAGUAGAUUGGCCGUUAGAUUACUCGCCACGAUACCUUCCGCAGCUGAGACCAGCGAUCAGCAAGAUGAUGAGAAUAUGCCGACGAAUUAAAAAUUUCUAUCUGACUAUUUUUAUGUAUUAUAUAUACAUAACACGCGCAAUAUUUUCUAAAUGUAUUAUUCUCAUCAAGCGAAUUCUUCAACAAAUUCAGUAUUAACGAUCUUCGCUGAUAUACCUGUGUAGUUUGUAGUUAUAUAUGUACGUAUAUUUAUAUUUAUGGCAUUUUAUAUACAUCUUUAGAAUUGUUGCUUAAGCGAAAUAGAAUGCGCGAAAAGAGUAAAAUAGAGAUUAUGUAAGUGAUAUUAAUAUUAUCAGUGAUUUUGAACGGGUUUUCUCGUUUCUUGUUUAAUGGGAUAAUCUGAAUUUUAACAAAACAUUUACGGAAUGCCAACAAAAAUACGCUCAUACGUUUUAAGAGAUAAUCAAUAAAUGCAAUUGUUCUUGCAACGAAACGUAAUAGAAUUGUAAAGUCAAACGAUAUUGAUCCAUUUCUGUUUGAAUUAAAUAGAAGUUUAACAAAAUGUAGUCCAUCCGUCCGUCCGUAUGUGUAUAUAUAUGUUAUGUAUUUAUAUUUUUACGUUAUAUAAGACUGACUAUGGGUUCUUCAACUCUGUACCAUUUGUACACUGAUCAUUGAUCAAAGAACCUCCACUACUAGUCUCAAUAGACAGUAGUCUUCGAUAGUUAUUACAUGGAACUAUAUACAUAACGAGAUACUUUAAUUUAUAUAGCAAAUAAAUCUACAUAAACUAUAUAUUUAACAACGGUUACACCGUUUUAAGUACAAUAUAAGAUUUUGAGCCAAAUCACAGUUUACCUCUUGCGCGAUGUUUAAAUAAUCUUGAUAAUGGCGUACUUAUAUAUUUUUGGCAGAUUAUAUAUUUUAUUGUACGGACGGAGAGUCAUGUUUGUGCCGCUAUCAAACGUAAACAUUGCGUAGAGGCAGAUUUAAAAUAAUUAAUGUAAUUUUGUUAAUUCCACGAAAUUUUGUCUGCAAAAAUCUUUUUUUUUUUUAAUUACUGUAAUUCGGAAAUUAUUGUUCCAAUAUUUUCGCUAAGGAAAAAAUUGGUGAGAAAAAUCUCCAAAUUGGAUAGAGAUUUUGUUAAUAGCAAAAAAACCGCUGAUUUUAGAAUAUCUUGAGUAUACAUACACAUAUAUAUGUAUAAAUCAGCGCAAACAAAUUCGAUUAAUAUCAAAAAAGUUAAUCACAUUGCGAAUUUUAAUAAGUGGUUUGUUAAAAGUAGUUGAUAAUAGCAUGCGAGGAUGUGUUAACGAAAAUCAAAUAAACCUUUGUGAAACUGAUCGAUUGAUAAUAAAUAUUCUUUAGGCUCGGCGAAGUAAUUUAAGCUGAGCUAAAGGUCUGCGACUAAAAUUAUAAUACUUAAAUCUGUGAAAGUUAAAAUUAUUGAAAUAAAGUUAAUAUAUGUAUACACGCAGCGUGAAUAAAAAGUUCUAUGCAUAAGAAACGAAUUAAUAUAUCUAUACAUAAGAAAAUGUGAUUGCUUAUUUAUCCUACAUUGCAUGCAUAUUCGGUUGUUGUUCAUUUAGCGUUUCUUUUUGUUUAAACUUGGCUCAUUUAUUUUUGUAAAAUGUCACUUUUGCAUAUUACAGGGAAGACGCGCCGCAAGCGACACAUUGUCAUUUAAAGACUAUAAUAAUUUAAAUACGGAUAUAUACAUUAAUUAAAUGACUCUAAUAUAUUUCUCGUCUCAAAAUAUAUACUCAACAACGAUUCAAUACGGCACAGAGGAGUGCGGCAGACCAAAAUUCUUUAUCUAAUGAAUUCAUAUAAUUAAAUAUAUAUAUCUCAUACUACUUAUAGUAUAUAUAGAUAAUGAAAUCAAAUAUUGUUCAUUUUAAAAGUAACAUAGCAAGAUACAUAGCCUUAUAACUGUCCUUUGUAAAUAUUAAAUUCAUUGCUUCGAAGUCCACUAAGGAAGAAUAUUUUGUGGAGAGCUAACGACCAUUUUUAAUAACGAAAUCAGUUUCGAUGACAAAACUGACACAUUCUAAUCUCGUACGUAUCUUCUCGCUAUUAUAUUUCUUCGUGAUAACGGAUAAUUGUGCGUUAUUCUUCGUAUAAAGAACGGUAAACAUAAUGUUUGUGCAAAUUACUUGUGAAAAUACAACAUAUUAAUGAAUAUCAUCAUUAUUAUAUCAUCAUUCAUUGGAUGAUUAUAAUGCAAGGUAUGC